GGUAUCUAACUUAUCGCACCACAACAUCUUUCGGUCCUUACGUCUGCUACAAAUUGCCGGUUUUUUAAUAAAAUGUAAUGUAAACAUAUCGGAUAGCUAUAAUAUCAGCAGAAACCACAUUUAGCACUCAGCAGACUCUCGGUUUCUGCUGAAAACUAUUGCUUCAAAUCAGACAGUACAGCAACUCCAGCUGAAGAGUGGCUUUCUCGUACCAGAAUCAGACCUUCUUCACCAUUAGUCAUUGUGGUAAAACCAUAACUCAAACAAACUCAGUAAUGCUUAAAUCAACUUUCAUUCCUAUUUUCUCCACUUUCCCCACCAAACCCAUCACAGCUCUCCAAAAAUUCCCACCUUAUUUCAUAAUCACCAACGCAUACACACAAUCCCCACAACCUGUUCACCAAAAUGCCUCACUCAAACCAUCCACCACAAACCCACCUCCAACUUCAGCUUAUAUUCACCUCCCAUUCUGUCGCAAACGGUGCCACUACUGCGACUUCCCAAUCGUUGCUCUCGGCUCCUCAAACCCAACAGACACCGACCCAAGAAUCUCCAACUACAUAGAGUUACUUCAACAAGAAAUACUCUCAACAAAACCGAAUUUCAACUCUCACUCGCCUCUUGAAACUGUGUUUUUUGGGGGCGGAACGCCUUCUUUAGUAUCGCCAAGGCUGGUUUCGUCGCUUUUGGAUACAUUAAAAGAUAAGUUUGGAGUCUGCAAUGAUGCUGAGAUAUCAAUGGAAAUGGACCCUGGUACUUUUGAUGCUAAGAAAAUGAAGGAAUUGAUGGUGUUGGGUGUUAAUAGAGUGUCGUUAGGAGUGCAAGCUUUUCAAGAGGAACUGCUUAAAAGCUGUGGAAGAGCACAUGGGAUUAAGGAAGUUUAUGAAGCUAUUGAGAUUGUUGGUUCAUGUGGGAUUGAGAAUUGGAGUAUUGAUCUUAUCUCGUCUCUUCCUCAUCAGACUCCACAAAUGUGGGAAGACAGUUUGGUUCAAACAGUAAAAGCACAACCUAAGCAUGUUUCUGUAUAUGAUUUGCAAGUUGAACAAGAAACGAAAUUUGGAAACCUUUAUACACCAGGAGAAUUUCCUCUGCCAACCGAAUCGCAGGCUGCUGAUUUCUAUAAAAUGGCUUCAAGGAUGCUUUCGGAGGCUGGUUAUAACCAUUAUGAAAUUAGUAGCUAUUGCCAAGAUGGAUUUGAGUGCAAGCAUAAUUAUACUUACUGGAAGAACAAACCUUUCUAUGCUUUUGGACUUGGCUCUGCUAGUUAUCUAAAUGGUGUGAGGUUUUCGAGGCCAAGGAGGAUGAAAGAGUAUGCCGAUUAUGUGCGUAAUCUGGAGAAUGAGACGGUGAACGAUAGUGGAAAUGAUAGUCGUGAUGCUAAAGACAUGGCUAUGGAUAUUGUGAUGCUCUCACUUAGAACUGCAAAGGGACUUGAUUUGAGGUCAUUUGCAGAUGCCUUUGGUAGCUCACUGGUUUUUUCUCUCUGCAAGGUCUAUGAACCGUAUAUAGAGAGCGGUCAUGUGGUUUUCUUAGAUAAGGAUAGAGGAGCUGUGACUGCAGACAAAUUUAAAGCCCGGUUUACGUGUGAAGAUGAGAUUGGGAUUGGUUUAGCUUAUAUCCGGCUCAGUGAUCCGGAUGGAUUUCUGAUGUCAAAUGAAUUGAUAUCUCUUGCAUUUAGGGUUAUAUCCCCUUAGAAUCGCAAACCAGAACUUAUUGGAAGUUUGGCAGUUGAUAGUGGAAGCAUGACUAUAUUUCCGAACAUAAUUUGUUUGCUUAUUGGUGCUUCCGUGGAACCUUUACAGAAACCGGAAAAACGUAAUGUUCUAUGGACAUCGCGGACAAAGGGUGUUCUGUUUAUAACUCAUAAGUAAGAUUGACAUUGCAUAUUCAAUCAUUUACAACAAGCCUCUAAACAUUAGUCAAUAGUAUAAUUGUUACAGAAAAGUUGGAAGUAUAUGUUCAAAUUUUCCAUAUCAGAAGAGCACAAAAAUCGGGGUGGAUGCCAUUUCACAAGAGAUCUGAAUAUCAACACAUAAUCGGUUUUUGAACCAUCUCCUGGAAUAAUUUGUCCAUGGCCAAUGUGUCAAGUUCGGUCUUUCAAACAAGUCCUCUGCUUUUGCUAUAUAAUGAUCUUGUGGAGGAGUAGCUUAAGUAUGCCUGCAAGAAGCAUGUACUUGCUCAAUAUCUAUUUACUAGCUCGUCUACAUGACUACAUCUAUUUAUUCAUGAAACAUGCAAAUCCAUUUUAUUCCGAUAUUAAGUACCAUUAUUGCCAUUGCAAA
Molecule: messenger RNA, 2282 nt
Organism: Mercurialis annua (annual mercury)
Lineage: Eukaryota; Viridiplantae; Streptophyta; Magnoliopsida; Malpighiales; Euphorbiaceae
Exons: 2
Coding region: 276-1694 (472 amino acids)
Biological process (GO): porphyrin-containing compound biosynthetic process
Cellular component (GO): cytoplasm
Molecular function (GO): 4 iron, 4 sulfur cluster binding; coproporphyrinogen oxidase activity
Source: RefSeq, a predicted model, not a curated record